CCCACUUCAUUCACUUGCAAAUCAGUGUGUGCCCACAAGAGCCAGCUCUCCCGAGCCCGUAACCUUCGCAUCCCAAGAGCUGCAGUUUCAGCCGCGACAGCAAGAACGGCAGAGCCGGCGACCGCGGCGGCGGCGGCGGCGGAGGCAGGAGCAGCCUGGGCGGGUCGCAGGGUCUCCGCGGGCGCAGGAAGGCGAGCAGAGAUAUCCUCUGAGAGCCAAGCAAAGAACAUUAAGGAAGGAAGGAGGAAUGAGGCUGGAUACGGUGCAGUGAAAAAGGCACUUCCAAGAGUGGGGCACUCACUACACAGAGACUCGACGGUGCCAUCAGCAUGAGAACUUACCGCUACUUCUUGCUGCUCUUUUGGGUGGGCCAGCCCUACCCAACUCUCUCAACUCCACUAUCAAAGAGGACUAGUGGUUUCCCAGCAAAGAAAAGGGCCCUGGAGCUCUCUGGAAACAGCAAAAAUGAGCUGAACCGUUCAAAAAGGAGCUGGAUGUGGAAUCAGUUCUUUCUCCUGGAGGAAUACACAGGAUCCGAUUAUCAAUAUGUGGGCAAGUUACAUUCAGACCAGGAUAGAGGAGAUGGAUCACUUAAAUAUAUCCUUUCAGGAGAUGGAGCAGGAGAUCUCUUCAUUAUUAAUGAAAACACAGGCGACAUACAGGCCACCAAGAGGCUGGACAGGGAAGAAAAACCCAUUUACAUCCUUCGAGCUCAAGCUAUAAACAGAAGGACAGGGAGACCCGUGGAGCCCGAGUCUGAAUUCAUCAUCAAGAUCCAUGACAUCAACGACAAUGAACCAAUAUUCACCAAGGAGGUUUACACAGCCACUGUCCCUGAAAUGUCUGAUGUCGGUACAUUUGUUGUCCAAGUCACUGCAACGGAUGCAGAUGAUCCAACAUAUGGGAACAGUGCUAAAGUUGUCUACAGUAUUCUACAGGGACAGCCCUAUUUUUCAGUUGAAUCAGAAACAGGUAUUAUCAAGACAGCUUUGCUCAACAUGGAUCGAGAAAACAGGGAGCAGUACCAAGUGGUGAUUCAAGCCAAGGAUAUGGGUGGCCAGAUGGGAGGAUUAUCUGGGACCACCACCGUGAACAUCACACUGACUGAUGUCAACGACAACCCUCCCCGAUUCCCCCAGAGUACAUACCAGUUUAAAACUCCUGAAUCUUCUCCACCGGGGACACCAAUUGGCAGAAUCAAAGCCAGCGACGCUGAUGUGGGAGAAAAUGCUGAAAUUGAGUACAGCAUCACAGACGGUGAGGGGCUGGAUAUGUUUGAUGUCAUCACCGACCAGGAAACCCAGGAAGGGAUUAUAACUGUCAAAAAGCUCUUGGACUUUGAAAAGAAGAAAGUGUAUACCCUUAAAGUGGAAGCCUCCAAUCCUCAUGUUGAGCCACGAUUUCUCUACCUGGGGCCUUUCAAAGAUUCAGCCACGGUUAGAAUUGUGGUGGAGGAUGUAGAUGAGCCACCUGUCUUCAGCAAACUGGCCUACAUCUUACAAAUAAGAGAAGAUGCUCAGAUAAACACCACAAUAGGCUCCGUCACAGCCCAAGAUCCAGAUGCUGCCAGGAAUCCUGUCAAGUACUCUGUAGAUCGACACACAGAUAUGGACAGAAUAUUCAACAUUGAUUCUGGAAAUGGUUCAAUUUUUACAUCGAAACUUCUUGACCGAGAAACAUUGCUAUGGCACAACAUUACAGUGAUAGCAACAGAGAUCAAUAAUCCAAAGCAAAGUAGUCGAGUACCUCUAUAUAUUAAAGUUCUAGAUGUCAAUGACAACGCCCCAGAAUUUGCUGAGUUCUAUGAAACUUUUGUCUGUGAAAAAGCAAAGGCAGAUCAGUUGAUUCAGACCCUGCAUGCUGUUGACAAGGACGACCCUUAUAGUGGGCACCAAUUUUCGUUUUCCUUGGCCCCUGAAGCAGCCAGUGGCUCAAACUUUACCAUUCAAGACAACAAAGACAACACGGCGGGAAUCUUAACUCGGAAAAAUGGCUAUAAUAGACACGAGAUGAGCACCUAUCUCUUGCCUGUGGUCAUUUCAGACAACGACUAUCCAGUUCAAAGCAGCACUGGGACAGUGACUGUCCGGGUCUGUGCAUGUGACCACCACGGGAACAUGCAAUCCUGCCAUGCGGAGGCGCUCAUCCACCCCACGGGACUGAGCACGGGGGCUCUGGUUGCCAUCCUUCUGUGCAUCGUGAUCCUACUAGUGACAGUGGUGCUGUUUGCAGCUCUGAGGCGGCAGCGAAAAAAAGAGCCUUUGAUCAUUUCCAAAGAGGACAUCAGAGAUAACAUUGUCAGUUACAACGACGAAGGUGGUGGAGAGGAGGACACCCAGGCUUUUGAUAUCGGCACCCUGAGGAAUCCUGAAGCCAUAGAGGACAACAAAUUACGAAGGGACAUUGUGCCCGAAGCCCUUUUCCUACCCCGACGGACUCCAACAGCUCGCGACAACACCGAUGUCAGAGAUUUCAUUAACCAAAGGUUAAAGGAAAAUGACACGGACCCCACUGCCCCGCCAUACGACUCCUUGGCCACUUACGCCUAUGAAGGCACUGGCUCCGUGGCGGAUUCCCUGAGCUCGCUGGAGUCAGUGACCACGGAUGCAGAUCAAGACUAUGAUUACCUUAGUGACUGGGGACCUCGAUUCAAAAAGCUUGCAGAUAUGUAUGGAGGAGUGGACAGUGACAAAGACUCCUAAUCUGUUGCCUUUUUCAUUUUCCAAUACGACACUGAAAUAUGUGAAGUGGCUAUUUCUUUAUAUUUAUCCACUGCUCCGUGAAGGCUUCUCUGUUCUACCCGUUCCAAAAGCCAAUGGCUGCAGUCCGUGUGGAUCCAAUGUUAGAGACUUUUUUCUAGUACACUUUUAUGAGCUUCCAAGGGGCAAAUUUUUAUUUUUUAGUGCAUCCAGUUAACCAAGUCAGCCCAACAGGCAGGUGCCGGAGGGGAGGACAGGAAACAGUAUUUCCACUUGUUCUCAGGGCAACGUGCCCGCUUCCGCUGUCCUGGUGUUUUACUACACUCCAUGUCAGGUCAGCCAACUGCCCUAACUGUACAUUUCACAGGCUAAUGGGAUAAAGGACUGUGCUUUAAAGAUAAAAAUAUCAUCAUAGUAAAAGAAAUGAGGGCAUAUCGGCUCACAAAGAGAUGAACUACAUAGGGGUGUUUAUUUGUGUCACAAAGAAUUUAAAAUAACACUUGCCCAUGCUAUUUGUUCUUCAAGAACUUUCUCUGGCAUCAACUACUAUUCAAAACCUCAAAUCCACCCACAUGUUAAAAUUCUCAUUACUCUUAAGGAAUAGAAGCAAAUUAAACGGUAACAUCCAAAAACAACCACAAACCUAGUACGACUUCAUUCCUUCCACUAACUCAUAGUUUGUUAUAUCCUAGACUAGACAUGCGAAAGUUUGCCUUUGUACCAUAUAAAGGGGGAGGGAAAUAGCUAAUAAUGUUAACAAAGGAAAUAUAUUUUAGCAUACAUUAAAAGUUUUGGCCACCACAUAUAUCACGGGUCACUUGAAAUUCUUUCAGCUAUCAGUAGGCUAAUGUCAAAAUUGUUUUAAAAUUCUUGAAAGAAUUUUCCUGAGACAAAUUUUAACUUCUUGUCUAUAGUUGUCAGUAUUAUUCUACUAUACUGUACAUGAAAGUAGCAGUGUGAAGUACAAUAAUUCAUAUUCUUUGUAUCCUUCUUACACGACUAAGCUGAAUUAGUAAAGUUAGAUUAAAUAAAACUUAAAUCUCACUCUAGGAGUUCAGUGGAGAGGUUAGAGCCAGCCACACUUGAACCUAAUACCCUGCCCUUGACAUCUGGAAACCUCUACAUAUUUAUAUAACGUGAUACAUUUGGAUAAACAACAUUGAGAUUAUGAUGAAAACCUACAUAUUCCAUGUUUGGAAGACCCUUGGAAGAGCAAAAUUGGAUUCCCUUAAACAAAAGUGUUUAAGAUUGUAAUUAAAAUGAUAGUUGAUUUUCAAAA
This is a messenger RNA of Pan troglodytes (chimpanzee), 3978 nucleotides long. RefSeq names its product cadherin 6 (gene CDH6). Gene Ontology annotation, biological process: adherens junction organization; cell-cell junction assembly; cell-cell adhesion mediated by cadherin. The record is from RefSeq and is a predicted model, not a curated record. NCBI's taxonomy places the organism in Eukaryota, Metazoa, Chordata, Mammalia, Primates, Hominidae. The transcript has 12 exons. Bases 330 to 2702 code for a protein of 790 amino acids. Gene Ontology annotation, molecular function: cadherin binding; beta-catenin binding; calcium ion binding. Gene Ontology annotation, cellular component: catenin complex; adherens junction; plasma membrane.